Molecule: messenger RNA, 1111 nt
Organism: Megalobrama amblycephala (Wuchang bream)
Lineage: Eukaryota; Metazoa; Chordata; Actinopteri; Cypriniformes; Xenocyprididae
Gene: pth1b
Product: parathyroid hormone 1b
Exons: 3
Coding region: 142-441 (99 amino acids)
Biological process (GO): intracellular calcium ion homeostasis
Cellular component (GO): extracellular region
Molecular function (GO): hormone activity
Source: RefSeq, a predicted model, not a curated record
GGAGGGGGCUUGUGCAUAUAAAAAGAGGAAGAGUAGCCCCAACGCACAAAUACGACACCGAACAACACAUGGACCCUCUCAGUACAGCAGCUACCAAAUACCAAAGCAGUCAAAUAAAAGACAACAAGACUUGGUAUCACUAUGUUACCCAUACGUUCUUUGGAGAAAAUCGUGCUCGUCGCUGCGCUGUGGGGUCUUUGCAGUCUGAUCUAUCUGGAGGGAGCACCACUCAGCAAGAGGUCAAUCAGUGAAGUUCAGCUCAUGCACAACGUUCGGGAGCACAAGGAGAUGUUAGAAAGGCAGGACUGGCUUCAGCUGAAGCUGAACAAUAUCCUCAUACCCUCAUUAAAUGACUCCCAAAAGGAGCAAAAAGGGAAAAACAACAGCCCAUCUAUCAGACGUUUAAGAAAGGGGGAAGGAGCGACCUGGAUCUCGAACUGACGACUGAUGUUUUUGAAAAGCUAAUGAUGUGUGAAUAAUGAUACUGAGAAAUGAACUCUGAAUAAUGAUACUGAGAAAAAGUGUUUUCUCAGUAACGUCAGUGCAGGAGGAGGACACAGUAAGUGUCAAUUAAAAUAUACUGCUCUACAUGGAGAAAGAAAGUGCACUGCUUUACUUAUGUCUUUAAAUAGUAUUUUUAUUUAUUUAUUUGUAAAUAUUUGUUAUUUAGAUAUUAAAGCAUAAUGUUCAGACCCUGUGUAGGACACACAAAGGACAAUGUCUUAACCUUGUAGUAGGCCUAUGCCUUUAGUCAGUGUUUUUGUUUCUGUGUAGUGCAGUACUUACUCUUUAAAUGUUUUUUUUUAUUAUUUAUUUUCAAGAAAGAUUUGUACUUUUUUUUUUUUAGACAUCCAGCAAUUUGCACUAAAAUGUGGACCAACUGGAUCUGUUUAACUGUACACCAUAUUACAUACACAGCAACCUAAGACUUGAUUUGUGUUGAUCUUUCUUUCUUUCUUUCUUUCUUUCUUUCUUUCUUUCUUUCUUUCUUUCUUUCUUUCUUUCUUUCUUUCUUUCUUUCUUUCUUUCUUUCUUUCUUUCUUAUUGUUUAACAACUUGUAAUCUGAUCGAUUUGAUCAAAUAAGGCCCAUUGACUACAUCACGUAAUUCU